This is a messenger RNA of Aspergillus affinis, 1788 nucleotides long. Its product is annotated as transcription factor domain-containing protein. The transcript is spliced from 2 exons. Gene Ontology annotation, biological process: DNA-templated transcription. NCBI's taxonomy places the organism in Eukaryota, Fungi, Ascomycota, Eurotiomycetes, Eurotiales, Aspergillaceae. Bases 1 to 1788 code for a protein of 595 amino acids. Gene Ontology annotation, molecular function: DNA binding; zinc ion binding. The record is from RefSeq and is a predicted model, not a curated record.
AUGCAGUUUAAUGAUAUGCCUGUGUCCAGCACUCGGCCGUCCAAGCGAAAGGGUCAAAGUAGCAAGACAUUGAACACAAUUCCCGCCAACGAAAGCCGAAUUGUCCCGUGUACAACUCCUCCGGAAUCAAACAGCUCCAGUAAUGGUCUUUGCAGGGGUGACACACCCUCGAGAAUCAACGACGGCAUAUCGUCUUUCAGGCUGGAUGACCUGUGCACUGCCGCGUCGCUAGCAAGAGAGAACUAUCGUCAUGACAGCCAACCUAACGAGGAGGCAUUUGCUCAACUCGGAAGUGAAUUGAUCUCCUCCCAUCAGGCGGAUGCUGCGGAUAGCUAUCUGGGCGAUCCGGGAUACGGCGAGAUCUAUGGCUCAGAGAUACGACUCAAUGCCGAUGAUCAAAGGAGGCAGGCAGGGGUGCCUUCACCAUUUGUUGAUUUGCCGCCACCAGAGCUCGUGCAGGGAUUUGAGGAGACUUACUUCGAGUAUUGCUCUACUUGGUGCCCUGUUCUCGACAAGAAAACCAUCCAUGGUGAUCUGAACAUAUCCCCGUUGGUGAUGAAUGCACUCUCCCUGGCCGCAAGCCACGUCCAGCCGCCAGUGAUAAUCCAUGCAGAGCCUGCCAGCUAUUACGAUCGUGUGAAGCAGUUAUUCUACGGUGAUCAGGAGCCAAACCUUCUGUUGUGUUUAAAAGCAAUAGCCCUGGUCUAUUGGUGGAGCCCUCGUCCGCCAUCUAGAGUUCAUCGCGACUCGUCCUGGUGGUGGACAACGGUCGCGAUCCGACAUGCUCAGCAUGGAGGAUUUCACCGGGAGCCGAAGACUGGUCAGUUGGACCGAUCGCAUAUUGACAUUGGUCUGAGACGAAGGCUGUGGUGGACGUUCUUUGCGCGAGAACGAUUAACCGCACUGUGUCAAUGCCGCCCAUGCGUGAUCGAUAUAGAAGAUUGCAACGUCGCCGAACCCACCUUGCAGGAUUUCCCCGUCCAGGACAUCAGGGCUGAAAUAUUCAUUCAGUGGGUGAAGCUUUGUGGAAUCGUCGGGAAUGUCGCCAAACAUCUAAUGCGCACGAGCAACAACAUGAUUCUGCAUUUUCCCGUCCGUCAUGCACAGGAGUUGAUCUCAUGGGCCCAUUCUCUUCCACAUCAUCUGUCGUUGCCCAUCGAAGCCGACCUCACUGUAUCCUUCAAUCGCGACGUGCACCAGCUCCACCUGCCGUAUCUUGCGACCAUCAUCGUGCUCCACCUGAGCCAGUCAACCAAACCUCUUCCCCGAGCCUACCCGGCAGCCAUACUCGCAGCGUCUUGUAUAGCUCGGAUCUUGAAAGACUUUCUGGCUCGCGGUCGCAUUCGAUACCUAAUGGGCAUUUCGUGCUGGUACUGCGGGAUGGCGAUGCUAGCUCUUCUGCACGCACAACGCAUACCCCAUCUAGCAAAAUGUGCAGAGGAAGACAUCCGGGUUGUGCUGCUUGCACUUCAGCAGCUCAGGAUUAUGUGGCCGACCGCUGAUAUAUUCCUGCAAGGAUUUGAGCGACUACGUAGUACGGCGGCCGAAUCGCCGUCCGCGGACGAGGCAUUCGACUUAGAAGACAUCAGUUUGAUUCAUGGAAUUGAGUGGACAAAAUAUUUUCCCUUUGUGACUACUCGGACGAGUGGCCUGGCGCAGAUCCUGCUGAACAAUCGGCAGAUGGAGCUGCCCCUAGACCAGGCGGGCUUGGAACUCAGCACGUUCGAGGUGAAUGAUCUGUUUCGACAUUUUGACGGGCUUUUGGAUAUGACCUCUUUCGGGGGGUGA